This is a messenger RNA of Pyricularia pennisetigena, 1500 nucleotides long. RefSeq lists its product as uncharacterized. Gene Ontology annotation, biological process: transmembrane transport. Gene Ontology annotation, molecular function: transmembrane transporter activity. Gene Ontology annotation, cellular component: membrane. The transcript is spliced from 5 exons. The record is from RefSeq and is a predicted model, not a curated record. The coding region runs from base 1 to 1500 and encodes 499 amino acids. Lineage: Eukaryota; Fungi; Ascomycota; Sordariomycetes; Magnaporthales; Pyriculariaceae.
AUGAGUUCCAGCAGCAUUGAGGAUAUUGCGACUAAGACCGAGAGGUCGGCCCCGCCUCCGUACGAAGAGGUCACUACGCUUCCCAACGGACAGCACGAUGGCGUCAAUGGCCUAGGCAAACAAGAUGCCGGCGUCAGGAUUGACGAUUUUGGCGCCUCCCUCGAGAGGAGCCCAGAGGAGCUUGCUGUUGUUCGGAAGCUGGAUAUGUACAUCAUGCCCACCAUAUGGCUCAUGUACUUCUUCAACUUUCUCGACCGAAGUGCUAUAGUCAAUGGAAAGCUCGACGGGCUGGCUGAUGACCUCGACCUUAGGGGCACACAGUACAACACCUGCAUUUCUGUACUCUUUGUAGGAUAUCUUGUCGGGCAAGUACCGAGCAAUAUGGUGUUGAGCCGAGUACGGCCAAGCUUCUACUUGGCAGGUUUCAACGCAUUGUGGUCGGUGGUCACCCUUCUUACCUACAAGGCACAUGACUACAAAACAAUGAUUGCUUGUCGAUUCCUCCUCGGUGUUUUUGAAGCCCCUUUCGUCCCCGGCGUGACUUAUCUCCUCGGCACGCUCUACACCCGGAAGGAGAUAGCAACCCGGAUCUCGAUUUUUUUCACCGGAAAUCUUGUUGCCAGCGCCAUCUCUGGCCCGUUUGCAGCAGGAGUCUUUCAGCUGGAUGGCAGGGCCGGCAUCGCUGGGUGGAGAUGGCUCUUUAUAAUCCAAGGCGCCCUGUCCUUAGCCGUCGCCAUCCCAGCCUUCUACACGCUACCCAACAAGCCCCUCACCACCCCCUGGUUGACGCCGGAGCAACGCCAGCUGGCCCACGACCGGAUCGAGCGGGACACGACGAACCGCACCAGCGGCGGCAAGACGACGAUCGUCAAGGGCCUGUCGCAGGCGGUGCGCGACUGGAAGACGUGGGCCUUUUGCCUGCUCUCUAACCUCAACGUGACGACGCUCGGCUUCCUCAACUUCCUCCCGACGCUGAUCCGGACGCUCGGCUUCGGGCCGACCGCCGCCCUGGCCCUGACGUCGCCGCCGUACAUCCUCGCCAUGGCGGUCAGCGUGCUGGUCGCGCACCACUCGGGCCGCACCAACGAGCGCACCUGGCACAUCACGGCGUGCGAGGCCGUGGCCGUGCUGGGGUUCGCCAUGUGCGCCGCCACGCUCGACGCCGGCGUGCGCUACGCCGGCAUCAUGCUCUUCGUCGGCUCCCUGGCCGGCGUCACCAACAUCGUCAUCGGCUGGACCAGCAGCUCCCUGGGCCAGACGGACGAGAAGCGCGCCGUCGCCAUGGCCAUGGCCAACACGUGUGCGAACCUGGCCAGCGUCUACACGCCCUACCUCUGGCCCGACGCCGACUCGCCCCGGUUCAUGAAGGCCACCGUGGCGAGCGCGGCGUUCUGCGUCGGCGUCGUGGGCAUGGCCUGGUUCUUGAAGUGGAUGCUGAGGAGGAAGAAUGACGAGAUGAGGAAGGCAGAUCCUUUGGCUGAAAACUUUUUCGUUUACUGA